AUGCUUCCAGCAGUUUACGGUCAGUUGGCGGAUCCUUUGGCUCACGUCGCCGCCCUCGCUCAAUCCGCUAAUGAACCAGUUGUUGGUUAGUUCACCAUGAAUAAUUAUUUUGCGAUGAUUUGCAUCCCUGAAAUUUCCGGGCAAUGAAUGUUUCGAAAUUCAUCCUUUUUUCAUCAUCGUCACGACUUUUUUGAGCCUUUUAUUUAACGAAAAAAAAAUUGCUUGAGCAGCUUUUGUCUUCCAGAAUUUUGAUCUUGUUUAUGAAAUGACAUUUUAACCUGUUUCUAGACGGCCUUAGAUUCGAAACUAACUAAACCGGUCAAGUAUGCUCAAAAUGAAUGUGUCUGUUUCUUAGAAAAGAAAACUUUCAGGGUCUCGGGAUACAAUGUUCACCAAAAUUUUCGUUGGCGGACUGCCGUACCACACCAGCGACAAAACUCUGCACGAGUAUUUUGAGCAGUUCGGUGAAAUCGAAGAGGCCGUCGUGAUCACCGACCGACAGACGCAGAAAAGCCGCGGCUAUGGCUUUGUGAGUCUUUCCUUCUUCUGACUCGGUUUAAUAUUACUACGGUGCGCCCCCGCGGAGACGCGUUAGUCGCCUGAUUUUGAUGGAUCUGCGCAUGUGGUGUGGCUCAUCGUUCGAGUCGAUUGAUACUUCGAAGCAAAAGCCAUCAAAAAUCAGAUACUAAAGUGUCUGCGAUGCGAAACGGACUCUGCCGAGCUAUAAGAUCAUGAAAGGAUAUCGAUCCAAAGAGAAAGCUUUUAUCAGGAAAAAAAAUAGUAAAUCAGAAAAAGAAAAAGAAAAUAAGAAAAUCAAAAAUAAUUUUGGGACAUUUGAUAUCUUUACUCGCAAAUUUGUGCAGUUUAAGGUACGCCAAUUUUUUUUUUGAGAUCAAAAUAACUACAUCUUCAACUUUUUAUCGCUUUUUUAAUAGUUUUGUUAUCCUUUUUUUCGAGAUACGGUUUAAAAUGUUUUUUGACAGAAUUUUUGUUCAGGUCACAAUGAAGGAUCGUCUUGCUGCGGAACGGGCUUGCAAAGACCCCAACCCAAUCAUUGACGGCCGCAAGGCAAACGUCAACUUGGCCUAUCUUGGUGCCAAGCCACGAACCAACGUCCAGCUUGCUGGUAACAUUUUUUCAUUUUGCAGUUGAAGCAAAUGUUUUUUUCGCAGCUUUGGCGAGCCAGGUCCAGGUUCCUCUCCAAACUCAGCUCCAGGCUCUCUUUCCGAGAAUCGGGUAUGUCUUUGCUCGUGUGUGACUUCCUCUUUCCUAUCGUUCCUCUCUAUAAGACAAGCACUUCGGGUGUUCCCCAAAAUAAUUUUUUCUCUUUCCAGCGCAAACAGCGCAAACUAUUUAGAUUCGGGUUACAAAAAAUGACAUUUUCUAGCCUGUUGCGCUACUGAGAAUCCGGUGACUCAUCGAGAAAGUGAGCAAUAGUUAAGGUUAGGCGUGCGUGAUGUGUGCCAAUUUCAUUAUUCUUUUCAUUAUAUAUCAAGUGCUGUGUUUGAAGUGAAGAAUACUUUUUUCUCCCAACCCUUCCGGUAUCAUCGGAGAAUUACCAAAGCUAAGCCAAAUGAAAUGCUUAAUAUUUUCAAAGGUUCAUUUCCUUGCUGAGGGUGCUUGAGCUCGCUUUUUUCCCUAACGGUUGCAAUAGUUCCACGCAAUUCUACGUAGUACAAUUAUUUCAUCUUUCACACCCACCCAGAAAUUAAAAGAACGCACGAGGUUGUGCUAAAAUUCCAUUUUAAACCUCAAAGCGCAACCAGAACUCUAUAAAAAGAUGUUGGGUUUGCGUAUUCAAGUUAUCUAUUCUUAACUUCAAAUUUUAAGGAGUUUCAGGUGAAAAGAUUUCCUUUUAUUCUUUGGGAAUUUUCGGCAAAUUUGAGAGUAUUUAGCUCCCCGUGUGACUUGAAUAUAUGACAGGAAAGUCGGUCUGAAAAGUAAAUUUUUACAAAAAAGGUCGUCUCAGUUUUUAUUCGUCAGGAAAACUCGGACUUGUUUAAUGAAAAAUUUUGAUUUUAGGUAUCUGCGCAAACCUUCAACUGUCUAUAUUUAAAGUUAUGGAAAAAGCAUUAAUUGUUGAUUAAAUAUUAUAAAUAACAUAGUGAAAUUAGAUGAGUUGAUUUGAAGUCAAAACGAAAACCGUUUGGAAGAUAGAAGAAAAGUUUUCUAGCGCAGUCCUGGCGCAACAUGGGGUUUAACUAACAAUCCGACGCAACUUUUUCAAACAAUCAAUAAACAUAUUUCGGACAUUUCAUCGAACACGCAUGAGCGUGCCAUUUUGGGUGAUAUUGUGACAACCACUGUGCUUUAUUUCGAACAAUCAUCAACAACUCCUUGCUUUUUUUAACCUCAAAAGCACGAUUGGUGUUUAGGAUACCGCAGCUGUACUACCCAGCUGCAACUACUGGAAUCAUGAACCAGUUGAUCGCUCCGGGCGCCGCAGCUCAGCCGCCCAUCUUCGACUAUCAGGCGCUCGCUGCCGCCGUCGCCAACAGUCAAAAUCCCGGGGCUGCUUAUGGUCUCGCCGGCCCUGCCAAAUGUGUGUUUUUAAACAAAUCUAUCAAGUUUUCUCAAUUUCUCUUUCCUUUCAUUUUUGAAUAAGAUAUAUGAUUUCAGUCCCUGUGGCGACGGCUACUCCUGGCCUUGAGCAGUACGGCUACACCGGCUACGGACUCGUUCCCGGCGCAUACAACCUCCAAGCUGCUCAGCAACUUGCUCAGCAGCAGCUUGAGCACCAGCGGGUGUAG
Molecule: messenger RNA, 2750 nt
Organism: Caenorhabditis auriculariae
Lineage: Eukaryota; Metazoa; Nematoda; Chromadorea; Rhabditida; Rhabditidae
Source: the annotation of a GenBank genome assembly